UGUUUUUUUGCUUCCACGCAGCGUGAGUGUGGCGGUGUCUCUCUCUGAGGUGGCGGGACAGACCUCUGCAACCUCAACUCACUUUUUAAGCCACCCUGAGCCACCACCAAGAACACAAAGUCUAGAUUAUAAAAGACGACAGAUAGGCUGAAAAUAGAGCCUUCAGCUGGAGGAGACCCAAGACUUUUUAAAAGCUGAAUAACUGCUCUUUUUGUGUGAGUGUGUGUGAGUGUGUGUGUGUGAGUGUGUGUGUGUGUGUGUGUGUGUGUGUGUGUGUGUGUGUGACAGUGUGUGAAGGGGAGACUCUCUCUGCACUUUUAGAGGAUGGCAGAGCCCAAAAGGAGAUGAAAAGAGGAGAGCAGCAGAGGUUUGAGCUGCAGAAGCCUUUUGUCCUGAGCUCUGCCUGCACAGUUGGACCGGAGCUGACAAUGAAGAUGAGCACGGAAUGCAGAUGGAUCGGUCAGGACAAGUUUCCAAUAUAGAGCUUCCUGUUUGGAGUUACACCUGAGAGUGACUGUGUCUGAUGGAUUAUGGUGUUUUCUACCAGCUGCUGACAUGAAUCCAGAGGCCAGUGAGAUGCGGAAGCGCUCGCCUUCAGGAGAAAUCUAAGACCUGGAUGAGCCCUCGAGCACGACCACGAGAACAUUUCAGAGAAGGAGACAAACCAUGGACUUGUUAUGGUGUGGCAUCGGACCGACCGUGUGCUUUUAACCCGUUUGUAGCGCCCUCUACCCUCCACCCCAUGUCACACCUUGCCCUGAAUUAUGGAAAUUUUGUGGAAGACGCUGACUUGGACACUGAGCCUGGUGGUGAUGGCUGCUUCUGAAUUUCAAAGCAUCAACAGACUUUCAUACAACUCUCAAGAGGAGUUCCUGUCCUACCUGCAGCACUACCAGCUGACUGUCCCGGUGCGGGUGGAUGAGAGUGGGGAGUUCCUGAGCUACACUGUGAAGCACCACCGGCCGGGCCGACGGAGACGAGGGGCGGUGGACCCCAUAAUGGGACAGCUGCCUCCUGCGUUAGACCCGUACCCCCCAGAGUCCCGGCUGUUCUACAGACUGUCAGCCUACGGAAAGCACUUUCACUUAAACCUGACACUCAACCCCCACCUGGUGUCAAAACAUUUCACAGUGGAGUACUGGGGCAAAGAGGGGCUUGAGUGGCGUCAUAACAUGGUAGAUAACUGUCACUAUGUUGGAUUCUUGCAAAAUCAGCACAGCACGACCCGAGUGGCACUCAGCAACUGUAAGGGCCUGCAUGGUGUUAUAACAACAGAGGAAGAACAGUAUUUGAUAGAGCCAUUAAAGAACAUAUCCUCCACCACCUCCAGUGAAUGGAACCUGGAAGAAGCACAGCAACAUGUUAUUUAUAAAAUGUCUGCCAUUCCCUCACCACAAGAGCAUAGCCAGGAGUUCAGCUGUGGCAUUUCAGACCUCAUAAAAAGCAGUGCACCUUGCCAGUUCAGCACACCUUCCCCUGUCCACUCGUCCCCUGCGCCCCAGAACGACAGCGAGCAGUCGAACAGCACCCACAGACAGAGGCGCUCCGUCAGCACGGAGCGCUUCGUGGAGACGCUGGUGGUGGCGGAUAAAAUGAUGGUCGGUUACCACGGACGCAAAGACAUUGAGCACUACAUCUUGUCUGUGAUGAAUAUUGUUGCCAAACUUUACCGUGAUGCCAGUCUAGGAAAUGUUGUGAACAUUAUUGUGACCCGGCUGAUUGUUCUGACUGAAGAUCAGCCUAACCUGGAGAUCAACCACCACGCCGACAAGUCUCUGGACAGUUUCUGCAAGUGGCAGAAGUCCAUCCUGUCUCAUCACAGCGACGGCAACAGCAUUCCUGAAAACGGGAUGGCUCACCAUGACAACGCCGUCCUAAUCACCCGGUAUGACAUCUGCACCUACAAGAACAAACCCUGCGGUACCUUAGGCUUGGCCUCAGUGGCUGGAAUGUGCGAGCCGGAGAGGAGCUGCAGCAUCAAUGAAGACAUCGGCCUCGGGUCUGCUUUCACCAUUGCGCACGAGAUCGGCCACAAUUUUGGGAUGAACCACGAUGGGAUCGGGAAUUCCUGCGGCACCAAAGGCCACGAGACAGCCAAGCUGAUGGCUGCUCAUAUAACAGCCAACACCAACCCUUUCUCCUGGUCCGCCUGCAGCAAAGACUACAUCACCAGCUUUCUCGACUCAGGUCGGGGGACGUGUCUGGACAAUGAACCUCUGAAACGAGACUUCCUGUACCCAACAGUGGCCCCGGGGCAGGUGUACGAUGCAGACGAGCAGUGUCGCUUCCAGUAUGGAACCUCCUCACGCCAGUGCAAGUAUGGGGAAGUGUGUAGAGAGCUCUGGUGCCUUAGCAAAAGCAACCGCUGUGUAACCAACAGUAUCCCUGCUGCAGAGGGGACUCUGUGCCAGACGGGCAGCAUCGAGAAAGGGUGGUGCUACCAGGGGGAGUGCGUGGCGUUCGGCACCUGGCCUCAGAGCGUGGAUGGAGGCUGGGGGCCCUGGUCGACGUGGGGGGAGUGCAGCAGGACCUGUGGGGGCGGUGUGUCCUCCUCCAUGAGGCACUGUGACAGCCCAGCCCCGUCUGGAGGAGGGAAGUACUGUCUCGGGGAGAGGAAGCGUUACAGAUCUUGUAACACCGACGCCUGCGCUGCAGGAUCUCGUGAUUUCAGAGAGAAGCAGUGCGCCGACUUUGACAGCAUGCCUUUCCGUGGGAAGUACUACAACUGGAAGCCUUACACUGGUGGUGGUGUUAAACCCUGUGCACUGAACUGCCUGGCAGAGGGCUAUAACUUCUACACAGAGCGCUCACCUGCAGUCAUAGAUGGCACCCGGUGUCAGGCUGACUCUCUGGACAUCUGCAUCAAUGGAGAGUGUAAGCAUGUGGGCUGCGAUAACAUCCUGAGCUCUGAUGCUAAAGAAGAUCGCUGCCGUGUGUGUGGAGGGGAUGGCAGCACUUGUGAGGCAACAGAGGGACUCUUCAAUGACUCUCUGCCCCGAGGAGGCUACAUGGAGGUGGUUCAGAUCCCAAAAGGGUCGGUUCACAUUGAGAUCAAAGAAGUUGCCAUGUCGAAGAACUACAUCGCUCUGAAGUCUGAAGUGGAUGAUUAUUACAUCAACGGAGCGUGGACCAUCGACUGGCCCAGGAAGUUUGACAUCGCAGGGACGGCCUUCCACUACAAGAGACCCUCUGAUGAACCAGAGUCUUUGGAGGCGCUGGGAGCUACCACUGAAAACCUAAUUGUCAUGGUCCUGCUUCAGGAACAGAACAUGGGAAUUCGCUACAAGUUCAACGUGCCCAUCCAGCGCACAGGAAGUGGUGACAACGAGGUGGGCUUCUCCUGGCACCACCUGCCUUGGUCUGAAUGCUCAGCUACCUGCGCUGGAGGUUCCCAGAAGCAGGAGUUGGUGUGUAAAAGGCUGGACGACAACUCGGUGGUGCAGAACAGCUACUGUGACCCAGACAGCAAACCUCCAGAGAACCAGAGAGACUGCAACACUGAGCCGUGUCCUCCAGAGUGGUUUAUUGGUGACUGGUCAGAGUGUGGGAAGACGUGUGAUGGCGGGAUGAGGACGAGGACCGUCCUGUGCAUCAGGAAGAUCGGCCCUGCUGAGGAGGAGACACUGGAGGACACCCACUGUCUGACUCACCGCCCAAUCGAACGAGAGUCGUGCAACAACCAGUCCUGCCCGCCAAAGUGGGUCACUCUGGAUUGGUCAGAGUGCACUCCUAAAUGUGGCCCCGGCUUCAAGCACCGCAUCGCUUUGUGUAAGAGCAGCGACCUGACCAAGACCUUCCCGCCCGCCCACUGCCCGAGCCACAACAAACCUCCGGUCCGAAUCCGCUGCAGCUUAGGACGCUGUCCUCCUCCUCGCUGGAUCCCUGGUGAAUGGGGACAGUGUUCGGCCCAGUGUGGCCUGGGCCAGCAGAUGAGGACGGUGCAGUGUCUGUCGUACACCGGGCAGCCGUCUAACGAGUGCGCAGAGUCCCUCCGACCCACCACCAUGCAGCAGUGUGAGAGCAAGUGUGACGCCACCCCCAUCUCCAAUGGCGACGAGUGCAAAGACGUAAACAAAGUGGCCUACUGCCCGCUGGUACUCAAGUUCAAGUUCUGCAGCCGUGCGUACUUCAGACAAAUGUGCUGCAAGACCUGCCAGGGGCACUGACCCUGAUGAGACGCAGCGAGUGAGAGACAGAACGGCAAGAAAGAUGGAGGGAGGCUGACACGGCACUGAAAGGGAGAAAAGAAGAAAACAGGGCAGACUGAAAAAACCCUCUGGACCAGUGGAAGACAGAAGAGGAGAGAUCGGCGCUGGUGAAAGAGGAGGAGAGAAGUAAGGAUUUCCCUGUUUAUCACACCUGAUCCUCCGGCCCUCCAAACCACUGCUCAGCCCGCAACGCUGACACAAACUGUUUUUAAAAUUUCACUUCUGUGAAGUGGAACUUGGAAGAUUAUUCGUUGGUGAUGUUAUUUUUAUUAUAAUAAUAAUUAUUGAUAUCAUUGUUAGUCUUCCUUUGUUGUUUAAUGAAUCCAAAGUGCUGGACACAUCGCUGGCAGAGGAUGUUACCCCCGGAGACGGACAGACAGACAGACGGAGGGGGAGGACUCCUCACUAGAAGCAGAGGGGGAUGGGAGCUGAAAGUGUCGGACUCCUGUCUUUGGGAAGACUGUGAUGGUGCUAUUGGCAGGCAGACUUUCGGCUUCGGUGCACUUUUUCGUGUAAAUACUUUUUGCCAAUUUACCGCUCAGACACAACAGAGAAACCCCAUCAGUGUACUGUAUAUUUAUUGUACAAUUCCAAACAGAGCCGAGAUAUUGUCCUCUGAUCAUGUUUGUGUCAGAUAGUAGCCUACUGUCAUGGAAGGGAAUGUAAUGUGAUUGAAUUCAUGUUUAACGUCUCUGUGCUGGAAUGAAAAUAUUACAUACUGUAACAUAACCCUUAUAUACUGUAAGGAUUUGUAUAUUAUAUAUGAUGUUAAUCCAGGACCAGAAAAUACCACGUGGUUAUAGGAGGAUUAUUUUUAAAUCACUUUUUCUUUUCCCAGACAGGUGCCUUAGUUCCUAACACUUAAACAAAAGCUCACCCAGUGUCAGACAUUAGUCCAGAGGAGUACGACGAUAUUAUGAGACGGUGCCUGGGCCACAUGAAACACUAAUUACCAAACUGGCCUUUACUAAACAUCCCAUGAGGAGCUCUCAGUUAGUUCACUAUUGAAGGAUUCAUGUUGAAGGAGCAUAUUCUAUGAAGCAGUUUGUUCACUGGCAUCACAGUGCGAUCACUAAUUCUUAGUUCUAAAGACGGAGUAAUCAAAAGUUAUCGUUUGGGUUUCAGCACUGGUGAAAGGAAUAGUUCGACAUUUGCCUUCUUGCCAAGAGUUAGACGAGAAGAUCGAUACCAGUCACUCUCACAUCUGUACUGUGCGAUGAAGCUUUAGCCAAGAGACGUUUAGCUUAGUUAGCAUAGUGACAGAAAACAAGGGGAAACAGCUAGCCUGGCUCUGCUCAAAUGUAUUUUGACUGAGUGGUUGUAGUUUUACGGAGGGUUAUGUGCUGGACUGUUUCUUUACUUGGAGUCUCCAAUGGUUGCCUGGCAGCUUCACGGUUAAGCGCUUGACCCAUCGAUGUCGUCAGGAGAACUGGAUACUGUGUUCAAAGAUGGUGUCCCAUUCAUUCCUAUGAAAGCUGCUCACAGGGCGUAUGAGCCUCAAAAAAGCCAUCAUGUCUUCCUCUUCCACAGAGCAUGCUCAGUAGAGUCCUUCUCCAGCCGAGCCAGUUGCCACAUUUGCCUUCACUGAGAUAGCAAAAGGCUCGAUCCACCCUACUCUGCCUUACUCUGCCUCUGAUUGGCUUACCGUCACAUUCUUAACCUAACACUAACCAAUCUUACUGCCCUUGCCUAAACCUAACCAAAGAAGGCAAUGAGUACUAGCCAAUCAGAAGGAGAGUGGGGUGGGUCAUGCUUUUGCCAUCCUAGAAAAUACAAAUUCGGGCCAGUUGAGAGCACGUUCGGGACUUCUGACAGUGCAGGUCGGCUAUAGGUGACCAAUUUGCGUCAACUCGUGUCCGCCCUGCCUCGCUGGUUGCUUGUGGCUGCAGCUUGAUUGGCUGUCUUGAUGUGAGCACUGUUUAAAUUUUUAAAGUUGUCACACCCUCUCGUUGCGCUGCCAGCUUGGUCUGCAUCCCAGGUAUCCCAGCAUGCAUUCUGCAGUGAAUAAGCCUGGCAGUGAAUUUCUGGUUGCAUACAGUAGUGUAUAGUGGGCAUGCAUCGUGGAGCAGCUGACUUCCUGGUGACUUCUCACUACACCUGAAUUGGAUAAAAUGAUUUAAUUGUACGGCUCUUCAAGACCAAAUGUUAUUGGCCCAAGAAGGUAAGAUUCUGUUGAUAAUAUUAAGUCACAUCGUGGGGGUUUGUGGUGCCUUUAAAUAUAUAUUCACUGUCUUACAGCCAUUUCCAGUGAUUUUGUGUGAGGAAAAUGCGUCUUGGGCCUUUACACAAUGCGUGGAAUGCGUAAGCUGCCAAAAUUGCUUUACAACUACGUUCCUGGAGGCUUUGUCCAGCCAAGUAAUAAUCCAGCAAAUAACCUGACCCUCGAAAUGUUUUACACCUUUGUACAGAUUAAACUAACAAGAUAAAACAAGUUAAUUAGUGAGUUCAGGCUCGGAGGGAGCUCGGAGUAGAGCCGCUGCUCCUUCAUAUCGAAAGUGGUCAGUUGAGGUGGUUCAACAUCUGAUCAGGAUCCUCCUGGGUGCCUCCUGUUA
This is a messenger RNA of Epinephelus lanceolatus (giant grouper), 6760 nucleotides long. RefSeq names its product ADAM metallopeptidase with thrombospondin type 1 motif, 6 (gene adamts6). Gene Ontology annotation, molecular function: metalloendopeptidase activity. Lineage: Eukaryota; Metazoa; Chordata; Actinopteri; Perciformes; Serranidae. Gene Ontology annotation, biological process: extracellular matrix organization; proteolysis. Gene Ontology annotation, cellular component: extracellular matrix. The record is from RefSeq and is a predicted model, not a curated record.